Molecule: messenger RNA, 339 nt
Organism: Colletotrichum destructivum
Lineage: Eukaryota; Fungi; Ascomycota; Sordariomycetes; Glomerellales; Glomerellaceae
Exons: 1
Coding region: 1-339 (112 amino acids)
Source: RefSeq, a predicted model, not a curated record
AUGGUCACGAACGCGUCUCUCUCUUCCCCGACAUGCUCUCAUAUUUUCCCUUGUCCCUUUGGCGAGUCGUACGUGAUGUCUCGGAAGCUCAGGGCCGCCGCAGGCCGAGUAGCAGCAGAAACACAGCGGCAUAAUGCAGUCACAGUUGCGCGGGGCCAUCCACCUAGGUGCUCGGAUAUCGCCCCUCGCUCGGGAACAGAACACUGGGCUAAGAUGCGGCAUGAGAACGGAUACCCAGUUAGAGUUGUGGCCAGACCUGGCGGCGAAUACCUGCAUUUUGCAAGCUUCCCCUUGCCCCCAUCCUCCAGUGAGUGCACGCGAGUGGUGUGCAAAAGAUAG